Molecule: messenger RNA, 909 nt
Organism: Seminavis robusta
Lineage: Eukaryota; Bacillariophyta; Bacillariophyceae; Naviculales; Naviculaceae
Source: the annotation of a GenBank genome assembly
AACGCGACGUUUAGCGAUUUUCGCGACUUUCAAGAAAACACGACUUCAUUACGUCACCAGGUACCUUCCUGGUGGACUCACAGCACGGCGUGAUUUCUCUUUCAUGCUUGUGGGUUUGUUCCACAACAUCCACAACCCUUCCUUCCCAACAUCAAUUGCUAAGUCAAGAAACAUUGCUAACCAUGGCUGUCGAUAUGGAUACCUACAUGAAAACAUGGGCCUGGGCCUCCGCCGUUCUGGUGAUGAAGAUGAUGAUCACUCAUCUUCUGGUCGUUCGCGUGCGCAUUGCCAACGAAUUGAAGGGCAAGUUUGGAGAAGAGGAAACCACUCCGGAAGCGCAACUCGAUCAGUGGCAUGGCAGAUGGUUGUAUCCAAUCCUUUACUACUCCAUGGGUAGUUUCGCCGGCCCCUACCGCACCAUGAACGACAUGGUUCGUUUCCAAUGCAUGGCACGCAACGCUUGCGAAAAUGAAGCUCAAUUCCUAUUGGUAGCCUAUGCUUGGACUCUGGUGGACGAAAUGCCGGAUUGGGCUCCCCAAGCACUCGUGAUUUUUGUCUACAGUCGCAUUUUGCAUUUUGUCAUUUACGCCUUUGUCCGAAUUCAACCUUGGAGAGCCGUGGUGUGGACGGUCGGCGUUGUGAUUAAUAUGGCUAUUGCUGGAAAUAUCCUAAUGCAAGUCCCUAUGGGUGGAGUGACAAAAUCGGAGCUGUAAUUCUGUACUGAAUGCUACUUGUAAUGAGUAGUUUCUCAAAUGGAGCGAGACCUCGCGGCACAAGAAGAAAUCUGCUCUAGAAGAGCAAAUACCGGUACAUGCACCUGCAACAAAAAUGUAUUUUAUGAAGCAAAGCCAUGCACAGCCAUUACCGUGUACUGUCAAAAUAAUCGUUAGUUAAGGCCCCUUGUCCCAC